GGCCGCGCCGCGCGCUCCCGCCGCCCCUCCCGGGCGAGCUCCACCCAGGUCGCUAGCCGAGCUGUCGGCAGCGGCUGUUUCCCGCCAUUGUGCGAAGUGGAGGCUGGGGCCCGCGCGCCUGGACCGCGGGUCGCCUGUAGCUCUUUGGUGUUCACCGCCGCAGCAGCUGCUCCCAGAGGCGCGGGGAGGUCGGGCGGCCGGCGCUCCGCUGUGCGUGGGAGGGCGCGGGCGAGGAGCGGCCGAGCCCCUGAGGAGGAGCCGGCCGCGCUCGGCCGUGGAGAGCCGCCACCCGGGCCUCGGCGAGAUGCCCUGCGGGGAGGACUGGCUCAGCCACCCGCUCGGGAUCGUGCAGGGCUUCUUCGCCCAAAAUGGAGUUAAUCCUGACUGGGAGAAGAAAGUUAUUGACUAUUUUAAGGAAAAGCUGAAGGAAAACAAUGCUCCUAAAUGGGUACCGUCACUGAAUGAAGUUCCCCUUCAUUAUUUGAAACCUAACAGCUUUGUGAAAUUUCGUUGCAUGAUUCAGGAUAUGUUUGACCCUGAGUUUUACAUGGGAGUUUAUGAAACGGUUAACCAAAACACAAAAGCCCGUGUUCUUCAUUUUGGAAAAUACAGAGAUAUAGCAGAGUGUGGGCCUCAACAAGAACUUGAUUUAAACUCUCCACGAUCUACCACUUUGGAAAGGCAGACUUUCUACUGUGUUCCAGUGCCUGGGGAAUCUACAUGGGUAAAAGAAGCCUAUGUUAAUGCAAACCAAGCUCGAGUCAGUCCCUCGACAUCCUACACUCCCAGUCGUCAUAAGAGGAGUUACGAAGAUGACGAAGAUAUGGACCUACAGCCCCAUAAACAGAAAGACCAACACACAGGUGCCAGACAAGCAGGGAGCGUCAGUGGUCUUCAGUGGUGUGGAGAGCCAAAACGUUUAGAAACUGAAGCUUCCACAGGGCAACAGCUGAACUCCCUGAACCUCUCUUCUCCUUUUGAUCUGAAUUUUCCACUGCCUGGUGAGAAGGGCCCUGCCUGUCUUGUAAAGGUCUAUGAAGACUGGGACUGUUUCAAAGUAAAUGACGUUCUUGAGUUAUAUGGCAUACUGUCUGUGGAUCCUGUGCUCAGUACACUGAAUAAUGAGGAGAGGGACACCCCGGCACUGCUGGACCCCAUGGAGUGCGCAGACUCGGCAGAGGAGCAGAGGGUGCACAGUCCUCCUGCCUCAUUAGUGCCAAGAAUUCAUGUGGUCUUGGCCCAGAAGUUGCAGCACAUCAAUCCGCUGUUACCUGCCUGCCUUAACAAAGAGGAGAGCAGAACCUGUAAGUUUGUGUCAAGUUUCAUGUCUGAACUGUCUCCAGUCAGAGCAGAACUGCUGGGAUUCCUCACUCAUGCUCUUUUGGGAGACAGUUUAGCUGCCGAGUACCUUAUAUUACAUCUCAUCUCCACAGUGUAUACAAGAAGAGAUGUUCUUCCACUAGGAAAAUUUACAAUGAACCUGAGUGGUUGCCCACGGAAUAGUACCUUCACAGAACACUUAUAUCGUAUUAUUCAACAUCUUGUUCCAGCAUCUUUUCGCCUACAGAUGACUAUAGAGAACAUGAACCAUUUGAAAUUCAUUCCCCAUAAAGACUAUACAGCCAACCGCCUGGUCAGUGGACUCCUCCAGCUGCCCAACAACACUUCACUCGUCAUUGAUGAAACCCUGCUGGAGCAAGGGCAGCUGGACAGCCCAGGUGUGCAUAAUGUGACUGCCCUGAGCAACCUGAUAACCUGGCAGAAGGUGGAUUAUGACUUCAGCUAUCACCAGAUGGAAUUCCCCUGCAGUAUCAAUGUCCUUAUCACCUCAGAGGGGCGCUCCCUCCUCCCGGCAGACUGCCAGAUCCACUUACAGCCCCAGCUAAUUCCACCCAACAUGGAGGAGUACAUGAACAGCCUUCUAUCCACAGUGCUGCCUUCCGUACUGAACAAAUUCCGCAUCUACCUGACUCUUUUGAGAUUCCUGGAUUACAGCAUAUCUGAUGAAAUAACGAAGGCUGUUGAAGAUGAUUUUGUGGAGAUGCGCAAGAACGACCCCCAGAGCAUCACUGCUGAUGAUCUCCACCAGUUGCUUGUGGUAGCUCGGUUUCUUUCUCUCAGUGCUGGUCAGACAACACUGUCACGAGAACGAUGGCUGAGAGCCAAGCAGCUAGAGUCACUAAGAAGAAACAGGCUUCAGCAGCAGAAAUGUGUGAAUGGAAAUGAACUUUAGAGUUCCGGUAACCAUGAAGAUUGAUUGGCAGAUGGUAGCCACAUUACUGUAAAAUUCAAAUGUCAUUUGUACCACAUUGUUUUAUAGAUAAUUUGUAUCAGAAACCAAUGACUUUUCCUGAAGUCAGGCCUGGUAACAUCUAAAGUUUAUAUGAUACCUCAGUAAGGGCUUUUACCUUACUGAUUUUAUGGAGCUUUUGAAGUUUGUUUUAUAAUUAUAUAAAUCAGUUACAAUGUACAAAAAUGUAUUUGAUAUUAAAGUUUCAUAAUGAUGAUGUUGCUGAUUAUACCAUUUCCUUAGCUGCAGCAAAGUCAUAGGCCAGACUGUUGAAAUGCUGUUAACUUCAUUUGAAGAAAACUGUUGCAAUUUCAAAGCCGAAGGAAGUUUG
This is a messenger RNA of Chinchilla lanigera (long-tailed chinchilla), 2621 nucleotides long. RefSeq names its product minichromosome maintenance complex binding protein (gene Mcmbp). The record is from RefSeq and is a predicted model, not a curated record. Bases 305 to 2233 code for a protein of 642 amino acids. Lineage: Eukaryota; Metazoa; Chordata; Mammalia; Rodentia; Chinchillidae. Gene Ontology annotation, biological process: DNA-templated DNA replication. The transcript has 16 exons. Gene Ontology annotation, molecular function: chromatin binding.